GGCUCCCAGGACUACUUCUCCCUCCGCCGCCACCAGAUGCUGUGCGAUGUGGACCAGGUGACGGCGGUGCGGUUCAUCCUGCGGCAGCCCUCCCCCGUCUGGCUCCACUUCACCAUCGAGGAGCUGCAGAUUUUCCCCCCCGGACAGAAGAGCCCCCAGAAGGAUUUCCCUUCCUGGCUCUCCCAGCUGACCCCUCCAGAGCAGCCAGCAAGCCUGCACGGGGAGCUCCCCGACCCGGAGAAGGUGUCGACGGAGGUGCAGCAAAUGUGGGUGCUGACGGAGGUGAUCCGGGCUCGCCAGGCAGCUGCCCGCAUCGGGCGCUUCGACGUGGACGGCUGCUACGAUAUCAACCUGCUUUCCUACACGUGAGCCCUGUGGGUGCUGGCCAGAGGGAGCUGGCUCCUCCGCACUCCCGGGGCCCAAGCAGACUCCUGUGGUCCUGCAUCGGCCUUCGUCCCUGCGGCCCCGGGGGGUUUCCAGGCCUCCUCCCCGUGCCCCUUCCCCGACUCCUCCUGCACUGGCUGGCAGUGGUGGGCUGCUGCCCCAGAGUCCCCUGUGAGCCUCUCCCAGCUCGGUGCCCUCCAGCUGCCGUGGCUCUGCUCUUGGCACGUCCCGUGCUGCUGCUCCCUGCUGCGGGCAGAGCCCGGCUCCUCCACCCUACCUCUGCCCUGGGGAGCGGCCCCUGGCCCUGCCUGCGCUGCCUGCAGGAGGAGGCUCCCACAGACAAGGGGCUGCUGGGGCCGGCGCCCACC
Molecule: messenger RNA, 752 nt
Organism: Aptenodytes forsteri (emperor penguin)
Lineage: Eukaryota; Metazoa; Chordata; Aves; Sphenisciformes; Spheniscidae
Gene: NICN1
Product: nicolin 1
Exons: 5
Cellular component (GO): nucleoplasm
Source: RefSeq, a predicted model, not a curated record